Recurvomyces mirabilis is the source of this 1737-nucleotide messenger RNA. RefSeq lists its product as uncharacterized. Gene Ontology annotation, molecular function: beta-glucosidase activity. The transcript is spliced from 2 exons. Lineage: Eukaryota; Fungi; Ascomycota; Dothideomycetes; Mycosphaerellales; Teratosphaeriaceae. Gene Ontology annotation, cellular component: cell surface; extracellular region. The record is from RefSeq and is a predicted model, not a curated record. The coding region runs from base 1 to 1737 and encodes 578 amino acids. Gene Ontology annotation, biological process: glucan catabolic process.
AUGGUCGCGACUCUGCUAGCCCUUCUGGCGGUUUCUGCUGUGCAAGCCAGCCCAGUGGCUCGCGCCAAUACAUGCAGUGGCGGCUUCACGAAGGUGUCUGCCCAAGAUUGGCUGAAUAAGGCGAACCCGGGCUGGAACCUUGGUAACACGCUAGAUGCUAUCCCAACGGAAGGCUCAUGGAACAACCCACCAGUCGUCGCGAACACCUUCAGCCAGAUUCAAAGUGCCGGCUUUAAGGGUAUGCGCCUGCCCAUCACCUGGACUGAUCACUUCGUAUCUGGCAGCCCGAGCUGGACUGUCAACGCUACCUGGCUGCAGCGUGUAUCAGAUGUGGUUGAUCAGUCUAUCUCACGAGGCUUCCAUACUAUCGUGAAUGUCCACCACGACGCUACCGACUGGGCGGAUGUGACAGCUUCGGGUGCGAAUUACACUGCCAUCGAGGAGAAAUUUUACUCUUUGUGGUACCAGAUCGCCACGAAGCUAGCAUGCAAGUCUUCUCUGCUCGCCUUCGAGCCGAUAAACGAGCCACCGGCCUCGACUCAAGCACAUUAUGACGAGAUAAACAAGCUCAACGCCAUCUUCGUGAAAGCUGUCAAUGAUGCCGGAGGCUUCAACCCCAACAGAGUUCUGACUCUGGUUGGACCUUCGGAGGAUGGUAGUCUGACUUCGCAGUUCUUCAAGAAGCCUUCGAACAUCACGAACCCUUGGGCUAUUCAGUACCACUACUACUCGCCAUAUGACUUCAUCUUCGGAGCGUGGGGCAAGACUAUCUGGGGCUCUGAUGCCGACAAGCAGGCGCUCGAGGCUGACAUCGCCGCCGUCCGUGGCAACUUUACUGGUAUCCCGCUCGUCAUUGGCGAAUGGUCUGCUGCUGGCACAACGACCGAGACCGCAGCCAGGUGGAAAUACUCUGAUUCCUUGAUUAGGACUGCCGCCAAGUAUAACACUGCGACUUUCUGGUGGGACAAUGGUGCAACCGAUUUCGACCGAUCCGUUGGCAAAUUUCGGGAUCCUGUGGUCAAGGACAUCAUCGUUCAGGCAGCACAGGGCAAGACAAACAGCCUGGCUGAUAGCACCGAAGACGGUAACUCGCUUACACAAGUCUCGGAUGCUUUCAUCUACCACACGGCAGCAACAACCACCACAUCUCCGCCACCUCCUAGUGACUUGACAGCCACAUACAUCCUCAAUGGCAACACCGUUUCUUCCGUCCGCUCGCCUACAGGCCAGACUCUCAAUAAAGGCCCCGAUUAUACGGUCAGUGGCAACAACGUCACCUUCAAAGGUCCGCUUGUAGGCAGAUACAUCACACCCAAGACCGCCCUCGGCCCAGUCGCAAACUUCACAGUCAAUUUCUCACAAGGCGCAGCUCUCCAAGUCACUCUUGUAAACCUUGGCAAGAGCGGAUUGGCAAGUAACACUUCCGUCGCCACUACCGCCACUUCCGGCACCGACCUUCGGAUUCCUGUCACCUACAAUACCAUUCACCAAGUCGCGGCGGUGAAAGCUACGCUACCAGAUGGGACAUGUUUGGUCGAUACUUGGACAGUAUAUCUCCCAGCUAUCCAGCAGUGUCGAACCACAUAUGGUAGCCAGUGGGAUUUUGAUGGGGCAAGUGUGACUAUCAAGGCUUCUGCUGUGGCGGCCGUGGUUGCGGCGGGACAGACAACGACUUUCGUGGUGGAGUUCUACCCUAGGAUGCCGGGCAACAACGCUACUUACACGUUGACUGUGUAA